This is a messenger RNA of Neoarthrinium moseri, 1545 nucleotides long. RefSeq lists its product as uncharacterized. The transcript has 3 exons. Bases 1 to 1545 code for a protein of 514 amino acids. The record is from RefSeq and is a predicted model, not a curated record. NCBI's taxonomy places the organism in Eukaryota, Fungi, Ascomycota, Sordariomycetes, Amphisphaeriales, Apiosporaceae. Gene Ontology annotation, biological process: intracellular iron ion homeostasis.
AUGCAACCUCAUAGCCUUGUCGGCAGCCACAUUGACGGCCCCCCCGCAAAAGCCGUUCAGCAAUCGCACCUGCGAGCGACGCCUGCGGAAGAAGUCUACGACCUUGUGUGUGUAGGAUUUGGCCCCGCAAGUCUUGCGAUCGCUGUUGCUCUUCAUGAUGCGAUUGAGAACGGCAAAUUGUCCAAGUCGCGGGCACCAAAGGUCCUGUUCCUGGAGAAGCAACCACAGUUCGCCUGGCAUGCGGGUAUGCUUUUGCCGGGGGCCAAAAUGCAAAUAUCCUUCAUCAAGGACAUGGCAACGUUGCGCGACCCUCGAUCCCACUUCACCUUUUUGAAUUUCCUUCACCAGCGAAAUCGCCUGAUUGAUUUCACCAACUUGAGCACAUUCCUUCCGGCCAGGUCAGAAUAUGAGGAAUACCUGCGGUGGUGCGCGAACCAUUUCGGAGAUGUUAUCCACUACGGGCAAGAGGCUGUCGCAGUGUCACCGGUUCCUACCACUCAAGGCGGAAAUCCGGUGUCGCAAUUCACCGUCACGUCAAGGAAUAUCAAGACUAGCGGCCUAUCCAAAUUUCGAGCAAAGAACGUCUUGCUUGCAAUCGGUGGCCAACCAAGCAUUCCCAAGUCGCUGCCUGCAAACCAUCCCCGCGUAAUACACUCAUCUCAGUAUGCGCAUUUGGUGCCCAAGAUACUGAGCAAGCGAGAUGCUUCCUACCGCGUCGCAGUCAUCGGUGGUGGGCAGAGUGCUGCUGAAAUCUUCAACAACGUUCAAACGUUAUAUCCCAACUCGCGCACGUACCUGGUCAUGAGAGGUGAAUUCUUGAAACCAAGUGACGAUUCUCCUUUUGUCAACUCAAUCUUCAACCCAUCUUUUGUGGAUUCUUUAUACCCUAGAUCAACGGCUUAUAGGAAAGCCCUGAUUGCUGAUGCUCGUGCUACAAAUUACGGCGUUGUACGACUAGAGCUUAUUGAGCAUUUGUAUGAGCGCAUGUAUGAGCAACGUCGUGAGCUUGGUACCGACGAGCGCAAGUGGCCGCAUCGUAUCCUCGGAGCCACUGACAUUGUUGGAGCCGAAUCGGAGGGAGAGAAACUCCGCCUGCGGGUGCGUUCUCUGCGUGACGCUGCCAACAAGGAUACUGUCAACGUCGUCUCCGAGACAGCUGAGGACACCCUGGAGGUGGAUCUCAUCAUCGCCGCAACCGGCUAUCAGAGGAAGGCCCAUUUGACUAUGAUGGACGAUGGAAUUGCCAGCCUGCUCCCCAAGCAAGCGGGUGAUUCUAGCAGCGGGCCAGCUGCCGAUGAGGUGCAGCUUGAUAUCAAGACCAAGCGAUCGGGCGUUGAGCAGAGAAAUGUGAAGGUUUCUCGUGAUUACAGCGUGCAGUUUGCAUCUGGGAAAGUCGCACCGGGUUCAGGCAUUUGGCUGCAAGGCUGUAAUGAGGGCACUCACGGCUUGAGCGAUACCCUUCUGUCUGUGUUGGCCAACCGUUCUGACGAGAUCGUCGACUCGGUCUUCUGUGCUGGCCCUCAGAAGAAGCUGUCCAAGUUGUAA